Castor canadensis (American beaver) is the source of this 2606-nucleotide messenger RNA. It is a transcript of the gene Thop1, whose product is annotated as thimet oligopeptidase 1. NCBI's taxonomy places the organism in Eukaryota, Metazoa, Chordata, Mammalia, Rodentia, Castoridae. Gene Ontology annotation, biological process: peptide metabolic process; proteolysis. Gene Ontology annotation, cellular component: mitochondrial intermembrane space. Gene Ontology annotation, molecular function: metalloendopeptidase activity. The record is from RefSeq and is a predicted model, not a curated record.
UCUGAGGACCACUGCGGUGGCAGCGGAACCUGGUUGAGUGAGGAGCCCACUGCGGCUGAGGCGGCUGGACACUGACCAGGUGCAAAGAGGAAGUCGCCGGUGCAGACCCAUUCACUAUGAAGCCCCCCGCAGCCUGCGCAGGGGAUGUCCUGGAUGCAGCGUCUCCGUGCUCCGUCGUGAACUACCAGUGGGACCUGAGUGCCCUGCAGAUUGAGGCGCUCACCAAGGAGCUCAUCGAGCAGACCAAGCGUGUAUACGACCAGGUGGGCUCACAGGAGUUUGAGGAGGUGUCCUAUGAGAGCACGCUCAAGGCGCUGGCUGAUGUGGAGGUGUCCUACACAGUGCAAAGGAACAUCCUGGAUUUCCCGCAGCAUGUGUCCCCAUCCAAGGACAUCCGAGCAGCCAGCACAGAGGCCGACAAGAAGCUGUCGGAGUUUGACGUGGAGAUGAGCAUGAGGCAGGACGUGUACCAAAGGAUCGUCUGGCUGCAGGAGAAAGUGCAGAAGGACUCACUGAGGCCAGAAGCAGCAAGGUACCUGGAGCGGCUGAUCAAGCUGGGCCGGAGGAACGGGCUCCACCUCCCCAAGGAAACUCAGGAAAAAAUCAAGAGCAUCAAAAAAAAGCUGAGUCUCCUGUGCAUCGACUUCAACAAGAACCUGAAUGAGGACACAACAUUCCUGCCAUUCACGCGCGAGGAGCUGGGAGGGCUCCCUGAGGACUUUCUGAACUCGCUGGAGAAGACAGAGGAUGGCAAGUUGAAAGUCACCCUCAAGUACCCCCACUAUUUCCCUCUCCUGAAGAAGUGCCAUGUGCCUGAGACCAGGAGGAAAGUAGAGGAGGCCUUCAACUGCCGCUGCAAGGAGGAAAACUGUGCCAUCCUGAAGGAGCUGGUAGCGCUGCGGGCACAGAAGUCCAGCCUGCUGGGGUUCAGCACACACGCUGACUAUGUCCUGGAAAUGAACAUGGCUAAGACCAGCCAGACCGUGGCCUCCUUCCUAGAUGAGCUGGCCCAGAAGCUGAAGCCCCUCGGGGAGCAGGAGCGGGCUGUGAUCCUGGAGCUGAAGAAGGCUGAGUGCGAGAAGCGGGGUCUGCCGUUCGAUGGCUGCAUCCACGCCUGGGACAUGCGUUACUACAUGAACCAGGUGGAGGAGACACGCUACCGCGUGGACCAGAACCUGCUCAAGGAAUACUUCCCUAUGCAGGUGGUCACCAGGGGACUCCUGGCCAUCUACCAGGAGCUCCUCGGGCUCACCUUCGCCUUGGAGGAGGGCGCUGCUGUGUGGCACGAGGACGUGCGGCUGUACUCAGUGCGUGACGCCUCCUCAGGGGAGGAGAUCGGCAAGUUCUACCUGGACCUCUACCCCAGGGAAGGGAAGUAUGGACACGCAGCCUGCUUCGGCCUGCAGCCGGGCUGCCUGCGGCAAGAUGGCAGCCGCCAGAUAGCCAUCGCGGCCAUGGUGGCGAACUUCACGAAGCCCACACCAGGCACCCCGUCCCUGCUGCAGCACGACGAGGUGGAGACCUACUUCCACGAGUUCGGUCACGUCAUGCACCAGCUCUGCUCCCAGGCGGAGUUUGCCAUGUUCAGCGGGACCCAUGUGGAGCGUGACUUUGUGGAGGCGCCGUCACAGAUGCUAGAGAACUGGGUGUGGGAGAAGGAGCCGCUGCUGCGUAUCCAGCACUACCGCACCGGCAGUGCCGUCCCCCAGGAACUCCUGGACAAGCUCAUCCAGUCACGGCAAGCCAACACAGGUCUCUUCAACCUGCGCCAGAUCGUCCUCGCUAAGGUGGACCAGGCCCUGCACACACAGAUAGGAGCAGACCCCGCUGAGGAGUACGCCCGGCUCUGCCAGGAGAUCCUCGGGGUCCCAGCCACACCAGGGACCAACAUGCCGGCAACCUUUGGCCACCGCGGAGGCUACGAUGCCCAGUACUAUGGCUACCUGUGGAGUGAGGUGUACUCCAUGGACAUGUUCCACACACGCUUCAAGCAGGAGGGGGUCCUGAACCGCAAGGUCGGCAUGGAUUACAGGACCAGCAUCCUCAGGCCUGGUGGCUCCGAGGAUGCCAGUGCCAUGCUGAAGCUGUUCCUGGGCCGAGACCCUAAGCAGGAUGCCUUCCUCCUGAGCAAAGGGCUGCAGGUGGAGGGCAGCGAGCCAGCCUCCUGCUGAUGGCACAUACAGAGCCUCACACCUAGCCCAUGUCCCUGCCGCCCUGUGCCUUAGUCCUAGCCCCGGAUGGUGGCUGCCCAUGGCGCUCCUGGGGCCUGGCAGGCAGGGUGAGCACGGGGCAGCUUCUCAUCAUUGUCACAUCCAGACUCUGGAUCCCCUGUAGUCAGGGACCAGCCCGGGCUAGAAAGCCUGUCCUCCAGGUGUCUGGAGAGCCCUCGUGCCCAGGUGGGCAUUGUCUUUGUUGCACUAACACUUCCCUCCCCGGGUGGCGUCCUGGUCCUGCAAGAUGGCUCUUCUGUGAGUGGCAGCCAUUAAACACUUGAAGCAGAAGGGGCUCCCUGGCCUGAUCUUUUUGCCUCGCCCUCUUGCUUGUGGGAUGGUGGGACCCACCUGGGUUCCAUUAGAGGCUGUGGGAGCACCCUUGGCUCUGUCCUG